AUGGGCGAAGGCCAGCUGCUCCAGCAUCUUCUUCAGGAAGCCGCCUCCAUCCCUCAGGGCCUGGAUCAAGAUUCAGAGCAAGGUAAGGCUGGGGAAAUCAGAGCUGAUCUUAUCUCUGCAGAUCACGAGGACUUCUCAACCGACCAUCAACUCCAGAGUAUGAUAGAAAACUAUCAAAAUCAUGUUCUCAAGCAGAAUCAAGGGCCAAUUGUCGGUCGUGCCGGCAAUUCCCAUUAUCAUAAUUCCCGGGCAGGAAGCAGUGAAGGGCCAGCCAAACAUAGGUGAGACGUUAGGACAGGAUAAAACUUUGCUUUUAAGGAUAUUUAAGCCGAACAACCCGCCAAUCCCAACCAUCAGUCAUUCACAGCCAUGUUUGUUUGUGACAGACCAUCAAACUGAGUAAGUCCCCAGUUAAGUUAUAUUUACUGUUGUGUUAAGUGAUUCGGUUGGAAGUCAGUACGCAUCCUCGGAUCCUAGAGAAGCCAACGAUAACAAAAACGAUGUAGAUGCCCUGAAGACAGAAAACGCAUUUUUGAAACAACAAAUUGAGAGUCUCAAAAAGAAGAAUGCCGCGUUUAAGAAGCUUGAAAUGGCAUACGAACGAAUCGAAAAUGAGUUCAAUCAAAUGGUUUCAAGACGGGAUAAACAAGAAAAAUUAGAGCAGACAGUGAGAGGAAAAAUGGAGCAAACAAUACAACGAUUGGCAAAUGAAAACGAACUCCUCCAAAGACAAUUGGAAAAGCUGAAUUUAAUUGUGGCCCAACAUCAUCAAGUAGAUCCUCAACACGCGACCUCAAUGAAUGAUUUGAUUGCGCAAUGUAAGCCUUCAAUAUAAUAAUGAGAAUAUUAGAAAAUUUAGAUAAAGAACUCAUGGAGAUCAAGACUCGUCAACAAAUUGAGAUCGACGCUCAGAAUGCAACGCUCAUCGAACAACGAAAUCAUAUUGAGAUGCUCGAAAAGGCUUUGAAGAACGCUCAAGAAAGGCUCAGGGAUCGAGAGCGAGCUGCAGUGGAUGCUGUGGCACUCGUGGACAAGUGUACUCAUCAGCAGAAGCUACUACAGGAAGCUUUGGAUGAUAAACAAAAACUCCAAGAUGAGCAUAACAAACAGCAAAUUCAACUUGAGAUGGAACUAACACAGCUAAAAAUGCAGUUAGCCAAGGAGAAUGGAGGGCCAAGAAAACCUGUCAGAGUGGGCGAUGGAGAUGUCAUGGUAGUAGUGCAACAAAAAGAAGAUCGAAUAACACAGCUAGAGCAAAACUUAACUGAUCUCCAGAAGCGUUAUACAGAAACACUUCACAAAAAUGAAUCAAGGAGCGAUACAAACGAACUGAUCGAGAAAAUAAAAAUAUUGGAAAAAGAGAAGAUGGAAAGGGAAAAAAAAAUUCAGAAUUUGAUGGAUGAGAAACAAAGAAUUCAUGGACAAUGGGCAGAUGAGAGAAGAUCGCUCGACCACAGAGUCAGAAACUUGGAGCAAGACCUCAGACAUAUUAAAGGAGGAGCCCCUUUUGCAGGAUACAAUGGAUUCUGCUCGGAUAGUGACAAUUCAUACAGUAGUUUCCGACAACAAUCAAGCUACAGUAAUGGAGGAUCUAUCUUAAUGAAGCAGAAAAUGAAUGCAGACAGUGUAAUCUCUAAAGUUGAUGAUCUAAAGAUUAAGGCAAGCGAAAACAGACGGAACCCUCCCCAAUUUAACGGCCGAGCCAGCAAAACAAGGUAAGAACAAGUUGAGCACAUUGUACACACUGUUACAGCAAACCUGUCACACACUCGCGAAGCGCUUCUUCCGAACAUCACCGUCAUUCUUCUGCAUCCUCGGACGGUCAUCCCAUGAUUACAAACACCAUUUCAUUAAUCAACCCAAUUGUUAAUCACGGCUCUGGAGCCUCAUCUUCGGCAGAUUCAACUACAAAUUCCUUAGAAUCUAAUAACCCCAACCUGCCAUCUCCCUCUCAGUACAGCCCCACCGGCACAUCAAACCGUUUAGCGUCCAAAAUGCCGAGUAAUUACAUCGAAAGUCUACCAAUUAACACUCGUCGACGGAUCGGACAUUAUGUGGACCAGAUAAAAGUAUCGAAACGAACGGCAAUUGCACUUGGAACAACAGGUUACCGAAGACCAGCAUGGAAUACGAGUUCAGAGGAGAAGAGAAGUAUAGACGAAUCAGACGAAGCAGCGAAUGAGAAGGGGAAUUUGAAGACCGUCGUCGAAAUUAACAGUCAAAACGGGAAGAACACCAACAGGGACACAGACAUUUAA
This is a messenger RNA of Bursaphelenchus xylophilus (pine wood nematode), 2258 nucleotides long. The record is from the annotation of a GenBank genome assembly. NCBI's taxonomy places the organism in Eukaryota, Metazoa, Nematoda, Chromadorea, Rhabditida, Aphelenchoididae.